This is a messenger RNA of Lecanosticta acicola, 941 nucleotides long. The record is from the annotation of a GenBank genome assembly. Lineage: Eukaryota; Fungi; Ascomycota; Dothideomycetes; Mycosphaerellales; Mycosphaerellaceae.
AUGUCAAGCGGAAGACCCAGCGUACGGAAUUCCAGGAACCGGAGUCAUCGCGAUCCCCAAGCGAGUAGAGGUAACCACGGGUAGAGGUAGUAGCGGCUGCAGUGGGUGUUCAGAGAGUCGGAUUGGUCAUUUCGUGUCCGUGGAAAUGCACCGGAUAGGCAGGGGUUUCAUUACUCAUAUGUCGUUAUCUCGUAGGAGGACUGGAGAAGAGACGGUAAGAUGGGGUCAGAAAGAAGAAGCUGCCGCAUCAUCUUCCGCUUUCGGCCAUCACGAGCCAUAGCAACACUCACAGGCUCUUCAACGUUAACAAACUUGUCGCCGUCGUGACCGGAGGCGGCACCGGGCUCGGCCUGUACAUCGCUCGGGCUCUGGCUGCCAAUGGGGCCAAAGCCGUUCAUACUGAGCAAGAACAAGGCUAUAUCAAUACUCUCUUCGAAAGUGCUUGGAUUGCCGGACCGGACCAAGUCAAGCUUAUGCAAAAGCGAUAUGAUAGCAAACUCACGGUCAAGAAUUUUCAAAACGCGAUGCUGAACUCGCCAACGGAAGAAUUUACCAACGCUCUCAACGUGAACACGGCUGGAGCCUUCUACACAGCCAUGGCCACAGGAGUCUCGGAUUACUCACGACUUCCGUGGCCGGCUUCUGCCGCUUGCCAGGGCUCAGUUUUGCGUAUGGUACCAUGUCUCCGAAGUCGCAGCCGGACGUUUGGCGAAGAUGCUGUCAACUACAUUUGCGGAGUAGUAUGGCUGUCACAUUCGCCGUCAACAUGGGCGCCCUGGGCUUUGAUCCAUGCAUUUUAUCCUUGCGGAACUGCAGCUCCCCACGUGAGCGAUAUCGUUGUCAAAGGAGAAGGAGACGGUGGGCGUACCCGAUAUGAUGCCGGCCUGCCGUGCUGGAGACUGGGAGUGAUCGCGAUUUGGCUGGCACUGUUCCCUUGGUGA